CUCCCCACGCCCCCCUCCCCUGCUGCAGCCUUCCCCCCUCCUCCUGCUGCUCCCCGUCCCCUCCCUCUGUUUUUCUCUGCAAAGACUUUGGAGGCAGCUGUGUUUUAAGCCAUCGCCAUGUGAGGUGCGUCUCCGCGGGUGCACAUUCCUAACCGCAGAAAAUAACCCUCCCCCUCCAUCAUCAGCAAAUCCAGCCCCCACCCCACCCCCCUCCGCGUCCCACUCUGCCCCCGAGCCCCAGCGGGCUGGGGAGGCUGCAGCGAGAGAGGAAGGAUCGAAAGUUGCAGGCGAAGAAGGUAUAACUAUAGGUGUUUCUUACGGCAAAAAAGUUGAGCCACACAACAUCCAGUUGGAGAUAGUCAACUGCCUAAAGCAGCAAUUAGUUUGCCUAAAAAGAGUUGCCAGGGGCUGUAUGUUGGGUUUAUAUCAGCUGAGCUGCCAGAAAUUUGCCUCAUAAAGCUUUGGUGGUCCACAUCUUAAUGGAUUGCUGUAGCCUCUUAAUUUCUCCAAUCAUCCAGUUCCCAGCAUCGUGAGAAGAUUAGCCAGCACAGAAAAUAGAAAGAUUACAUGUCAAAAAACACAUGCUUCGUUGGACCAACAGGGAAAUCAAAUUUCCAAAGGUGACAACUCAACCAUUGGAACACCUGGGUGGUAGACAUUCAUAUCCCCUCUGUACUGUUACCAAGAGCAGCCCAGCUGAUCUCAACUGUCAUGAUAGUAGGGUGUGAACGGAAUGUCUGUGGAUGAGAAGACUGAAUCCCCCAUGUAUGUGUAUGAGUCAACAGUCCAUUGUACCAAUAUCCUCCUGUGCCUAAAUGACCAGCGGAAGCAGGAUAUUCUCUGUGAUGUGACUUUGAUUGUGGAGGGGAAAGAGUUUCGAGCCCACCGGGCUGUGCUGGCUGCUUGCAGUGAAUACUUCUUGCAGGCGCUGGUUGGGCAGACGGAAAAUGACCUGGUUGUCAGCCUGCCAGAGGAGGUCACUGCCAGAGGAUUUGGUCCAUUGUUACAGUUUGCCUACACUGCUAAGCUGUUACUCAGCAGAGAAAACAUCCAGGAGGUCAUCCACUGUGCUGAAUUCCUGCGCAUGCACAACCUGGAGGACUCCUGCUUCAGCUUCCUUCAGACUCAGCUGCUGAACAAUGAAGAUGGCCUGUUCCUGUGCAAAAAGGAUACCACCUGCCAGAGAAUGCACGAUGAAGAGAACUCUGAUGGAGAAGAGGAGGAAACUAUGGAAUCAGAGACUUCAAAGAUAUCCUGCCCAAGGGAAAGAAUGCAUCAGGAACCCUUUAACUUUGAAUCCACUAGUUCUGGAGCAGACAAGGAAGAAGGGAUGCUGCCUGACUCUGACAUGCUGAGAGAUAGCAAGGACAGUUUGGACAAAGACGCAGUAACACGGUACCCAAGAUAUAAGAAAUACCAGCUUGCUUGUACCAAGAAUGUCUACAACACAUCACACAUCAGUACCUCAGAUUUUGCAAGCACAUUCAGCGAAGAGAGUUCUGGCAAUGGCCUCAAAUCAGGACUUGCUGUGGGCCAGAUAAAAAGCGAGCCUCAGAAUGAGGAAAACGAUGAAGAAAGCAUCACGCUUUGCCUGUCUGGAGAUGAACCUGACAUCAGGGAUAAAGAAGGGGAUGUCGAAAUGGACAGGAAACAGCCAAGUCCCACUUGUAUUGACAGGUCUAAAAGUGUGUCCUCUCCUUCCUGCUUAAGGUCUUUCUUCAACAGAACAAAAAGCAUAGAUUUGGUUGGCUUCCCCAGUACUUCCCAACAGCACUUUGCCAGGAGUCCAGCAUGCCCUUUUGACAAAGGGACAACUCAGGGUGACCAGAAAACUGACUACAGCCCUUUCACAGGGAAUUAUGGACAGUCCCAUGCCAUUCAGAAGGAUACUUCCAACUUCACAAUGGGAUCGCCACUCAGAGGGCCUGGUUUUGAAGCACUCUGUAAACAGGAAGGUGAACUGGACAGGAGGAGUGUUAUAUUCUCUUCAAAUGCUUGUGACCAAGUAAACACUUCAGUGCAUUCAUAUUCUGGUGUGAGCAGCUUGGACAAAGACCUCACUGAGACUGUGCCAAAGGGUCUGUGGGCUGGAGGCAGCCAAUCCCUUCCUAGUUCACAGACCUAUUCCCACAGUGGACUGACAGCUGAUCACUUGCCAGGAAGGAUGCGGCCUAACACCAGCUGCCCGGUGCCAAUUAAAGUUUGCCCUCGCUCUCCUCCUUUGGAAACCAGAACCAGGACCUCUAGCUCAUGUUCCUCCUACUCAUAUGCAGAGGAUGGCAGUGUUGGUUCUCCCUGUAGCCUCCCUCUGUGUGAGUUUUCAUCUUCCCCCUGUUCCCAAGGAGCUCGAUUCCUGGCCCCUGAACAUCAGGAGCCAGGCAUGAUGGGAGAUGGAAUGUACAACCAAGUCAGACCCCAGAUUAAAUGUGAGCCAUCCUAUGGAACAAACUCCAGUGAUGAGUCUGGGUCGUUCUCAGAAGCAGACAGUGAAUCAUGUCCUGUGCAAGACAGAGGACAUGAGGUGAAGCUUCCUUUUCCUGUAGAUCAAAUCACAGAUCUUCCACGGAAUGAUUUCCAGAUGAUGAUAAAGAUGCACAAGUUAACCUCAGAACAGUUAGAGUUCAUCCAUGAUGUUCGCCGGCGCAGUAAGAACCGGAUUGCAGCUCAGCGCUGCCGCAAAAGAAAACUGGACUGUAUUCAGAACUUAGAAUGUGAAAUCCGCAAAUUGGUGUGUGAGAAAGAGAAAUUACUGUCUGAAAGGAACCAGCUGAAAGCAUGCAUGGGAGAAUUGUUAGAUAACUUCUCAUGUCUUUCCCAAGAAGUGUGUAGGGAUAUACAGAGCCCUGAACAGAUCCAAGCCCUGCACCGAUAUUGCCCUGUUCUCAGGCCUAUGGAUCUACCAACAGCCACCAAUAUCAACCCUUCACCAGCUGGAGUAGAGCAAAACCUAGUGACAUCCCAGUGUGUUGGGGAAGGCAUGCAGUGCUGCUCAGAGCAAGACUCUGUGCAACUAGGAGCUCACUGGCUACCUAACAACGUCUCAGAAAAUUGUACAGACGGAAGAGGGCUUGAUGGAGCUGCCCAAGGUACUUACUCAGAAAGAGAGCUCCCUCUAGAACAGAGUAGCCAAACAGUGACAGUAGACUUCUGUCAGGAAAUGACUGAUAAAUGUACAACAGAUGAGCAGCCUAGGAAAGAUUACACCUAGUGACUUGUAACCUUACAUUACACCUGGUCAGGUGUUCUUCAGUCAGCCAGUGGCAGUAUUCAUUUGUUGUCUAGAAGAACGUAUUUGGUGCACACUACAGUGGUCUUAGCAGCAAUACUGUUUUUAAGUAUUCCCUCCUCUCUACAAGCAGGAGUUACCGUCACAAUGGUGCUAUCCCUUGCUCAGGCAGGGAAUUAAACAGUGGCAACACUGUCUGUUUUUGUAUGUUAAUUUCAAUCUUAACAGGGAUGGACAUAACACCUCUGAGGACCCAACUGCAGCUUUUUUCUCAGUGACCCAUGUCACAAAACCCUAACUCAGGAAUUUCCUCUGAAUGUUCAAUUUUUCAUUGAAGACAGCUUCUUUACACAUCAAAGUUUUAUAGCUAAACUGUACAUAUUAUAUAUAAUAUAUAUAAAAUAUAUAUCUCCAUAUGCAAAAGUCCCUGCAUGCCUCAAUUUUUCUCAUCCUACAACUGGAAACUUUCAUUUAUAUUGUAUAAACAAGUUCCAACAUUCCUUUUUUGUCUUUAAUGCUAGAACUAGUUUGGUAACUUGUUACAUGAUUUUUUUUCUUGGUUCACAGUUCAGCAAUAUCAUUCAGUUUGUACUUAUUUAUAAAAUUUUAAUGUUGGAAGCUUAUCUGAGAUUUUUAUUAUAGCCAGGUUUUUGUUUUUGGCACAGCCAUUUUGUGCCAUUUGAGCAAUGUGGAUUUAUUUUAUUUUCUUGCAGAUACUGUACAGUAAUGGUCAACUUUGCCACUUGCACUGAGUUUCUGGUCAAACCUCUUUUCAUAAUGAAGUUGUGACUUCAGUAUAACUUGAGUAUACUGUAUUCUUUGCUUUAUAAUUGAAAUAAAAUUAUAAAGUUUUAGCUAAUAGAAAAAACACUCAGGAGAUGAUUAUGUAGGAAGAACAAUCUUGCCAAAUACUGAAUUCACCAUAUAAUAUGUAAAAGAAAAUCUGCUUGAAUAUUUUUAUAUUCUUUUUCUUUCCCAAACAAAGUUUAAAUGCUGUUAAUUAUGCUUUUGGACUAUAUGGUAAGAUGUAUUUUGCUCUUUAAUAAAAUAUAAAAAGUGGAUCAGUCAAGCAUAUGUUCAUAAAUUGGGGUCCAAGGUCCUCAAAGUCCAUUGAAGUAAAUGGAAACACACCCAUCAACUUGAAUGGGUUUUGGAUCAGACCCUGAAUCUGCACCCUUUGCCAGGCAAGUAGUUGCUACUCAGACGUGUAGUCCAGUGGUUCUCAACCUACUUACCAUUGUGGGCCACAUAUGCAGCUCUCUGUGUUAUGUGGGGCACAUACACACAAUAUAUAUACUACCUGUAUGGCCCUGAGGAUGUCACAUGGGCCACAGCUGUAUGCUGAUUGGGCCACAAGCAGGCCGCUGGUUGAGAACCACUGGUAUAGUCCCAUUGGUUCUGAUUUUGAUCUCCCACCAGUUUUACCCGGGUGUUACUCCAUUUACUUCAGUGGACUUAUUCUUGAUUCUCACUGAUGUGAGAUCAGAAUCAGGCCUAUUGAAAUCUGACUAGUCAUGUAGGUAAGAAUUGCAAGAUCAGGCCCAUAACUGAGACUUGCAGAUGUUUGCUUACAGAAGUCAAGUGAACGGUGUAUCCCCUAAGGAGCAAAACAUUACCUGAUUUGGUUGCUUAUCCUUUGAAGUGUUGUGUUAUAGAAUACUCUUAUUCUACAGCAUUGCCAUCAGCACAAGUCAGCUUCUAAAAGAGUGCUGUCUCACAGGAGACUGCUCAGAGAAUUGGCUUAGUUGUAACUGUAUUGAAUUUGUAUCUUAAGUGAUCCGGUGAAACAGGUAAUCAGUGAAUUGUGUUAGGAUAGCGUGGGACAGCAGCUUUCCGAGCAUAACAUCAAUGUACGGCAUAGACAGAAAAACGUCCUCCUAACAUUUUUAUUAUGAAUUAGUAGUAGUAGUAGUAUCAGUAUUAGUAUUAUUAUAAGUGUAUUGAAUUUUAUUUUGUGAUUCUUUGCUCUAUCUGCGCCAGGGUGUGUGGCUAGUACUGAGGCUUUAUCCUGGACAACACCACCCAUGCUCUAUACAAGUUGACAUUGUUCACUCUUGCUGCAAAAUUGACCAGCUGGGCACACCUGUUUGAAAAAGCAGCUUUUCACAAGCACUAAGUGACAAUAGGUUCUGUUGUGCUAAUGUUUACACUACGGGUGUGUCCUGGUGCUCUUUUGAGGCACUCAGUAAAUCAGCAUCUUUUCCUGGAGGAGGAAUCAGCUCCCUCUCUCCUCUAUUUUUGUGUUUUGAGAUUGUGCUCAUGGGCCGUCAUGGACUUGCCAGUCUUGCUUCUGCUCUCUUCUCCCAAACGACGGUAGCCUAGCUACAGAGGAGGAAAUGCAUAUAGCAUGUGCCAUGUUUGUUGAAAAAUGUUUUUUCUGCAUGUACAAAGAAAUUAGUAUAUAAUGUAGGAUAUGUGAUUUUUUUUAAAAAAAUCAUAAUUUAUGUUUAAGUAUUAAUCGUUUCUGUGCAAAUUCCUUAUCUUUAAAUGUUCAGAGAUGUCCAAAUGCCACAAAUUCCUAAUUCACACAGUUGAAGAAGGCGGGGAAGAGGGGGAAGUCAUCCUUUCUUUUAAAAGAUAGAGAUCUAAGUAUAUUGGAACACUUCCCUCCCCCAGCCAUUUUGUGCAGGAAACUGAGCUAGAAGCUCUUUCUGGGGAAUUUGAUUUUCCUUUGAAUUCAUUGACAUUGCAGAACAACUCUGUGUGUUGCAGAGAUGUCUUGUUUCUGUGAGACCAUAGUGAAAGCUAGAGUUUAAAUGUGAAUCACAUUAUAGCAUCAGAGCUAUUUUUUUUGUCAACUGACAGUAUUUUAAAGACUUUUCUGUUGCCUUUUUUUUUUAUUUUUAAGUCACCACCUCUAUAGAUAGAUACAAUGUUUUAUGAGUAUAAAACAAAGUUUGAACUAGCUUCCUGACAUGAAGAUUUACCCUGCUAACGACUCAUGUGCAACUGGUACUCUUGACCUCAUUCCAACGGUUAAAAACAAACAAACAAAAAAGCCACCCACAGAACAUGUGCUGCAGCUCUUGGGAUCGACCCGGCUCACUCUGGUGCUGGGCCUCCUGAUUUUCUUUUUCAUGGGAACUGAUAUUUAAAACCACUGCUCAAAUAAGUCUCUCUCUCUCUCUCACUUUUCAUGAUGUUUGAUUUCAUUCUUCGCCAUUAGAAGUGUCAUUGCUUCCUUGACCUAUAUUUACAUGUAUAUGUUUUUGCUCUUCUGAACCAUGUGGCUCUCAAAACUGUUAUUGGGUUAACUUUAAAGGGAAACAACUAGGAGAAUUAGCUUCAGAACUGGACACGAGUUGAAAUAAACCAUCUGUAGUGAGAUAUUAAAACAGUUGACCAAAAAUUCAAUUUUAAAAAAAAGUUAACUACAAUAUUUAGCAAAUUAAAAGGGUUGGCCAACCAAAAUGUAUCUUUUUAAAUAAGGAUCAUGCAGUUAUUCAUAAAAAAAGCUGCAGUUUCUGGUCUCUAAUGUAUUGACCAGCUGGGCAAAAUUGAAAUUUUGUGCUAGAUAGGGCCAGGUUAUCAUAUUGAAUGCUGCACCAAUAUAGCAUGAGUGUGAAUUCUUGAGCAUCUAGCUUUGUCCAGUCUACAUCUAGUUCUCCUUUUUAUUUACCUUUGCUAUACUUGUAUUGCCAGAAAACCUCAUUUCAUUUAGGCUUAUUAUACUUGUGUCAAAUGAGUACUACACUAUAUAAUGUAUUUGUUUCUCUGCGUUAUCUGGAGGUGCCUUGGAAGUAUUUAAAGUUCAUUAAAAGCUGAUUCUGGAACAAAGAGGUAGCGGGGAAAAAAGUCAGCCAUGUUAUCAGGACAUCUCAGUAUUUAUAUCACCGACUUCCUAACAUAUGAUGACUCAGGCGUCAGAGUUUGAUGCUGCAGUAUAAAACUAUUAUUUUAUAUAUUGUAUGCGUAAUUUAUUAUAUGUCUUUCUAAGGAUAUAUGCUGCUUUUAAGAUGCACUAUAUUUUUGGAUCUAAUCCUUGUAUUUUCCCCCCCCCAGGAAGUAAAAAAUGUUGCGUUGCAAAGGCAAACCACAGUGAUUAGUACGCCAACUGCUACCUCUCUUUAAAAGGGAGAGUGGGAACUAGAUAAAAGUAACUUUGUCAAUAAA
Mauremys reevesii (Reeves's turtle) is the source of this 7339-nucleotide messenger RNA. It is a transcript of the gene BACH2, whose product is annotated as BTB domain and CNC homolog 2. NCBI's taxonomy places the organism in Eukaryota, Metazoa, Chordata, Testudines, Geoemydidae. Bases 734 to 3208 code for a protein of 824 amino acids. The transcript has 8 exons. Gene Ontology annotation, molecular function: protein binding; DNA-binding transcription factor activity, RNA polymerase II-specific; RNA polymerase II cis-regulatory region sequence-specific DNA binding. The record is from RefSeq and is a predicted model, not a curated record. Gene Ontology annotation, biological process: regulation of transcription by RNA polymerase II.